AUGUUUCAUUAUGUUUUGUUUAUAAAUUAUCUUUUUAAUUGGUUUAUUACUAUAGAUAUUUUUAUUGCUGAACCAAAUCAAGAUUUGUAUGAAUUACGUAGACGUUACCCAUCGCAAUUUCUAGCAUUAGUUACAAAUUAUUUAGGCUUUUUAGUAUUCACCUCAGAGGAAUUAGAUCAAAUUCGUGAAAUUUUAGUAAAAGAUGCCAAACAAUCACAAACUACAACGUUAACAUCAUCAACAACAUCGACGACAACAGUCAAGACAGAUUUGGAAACUAAUAAGUCCGAAGUCAAUGAUAAUAAUAAUAGUAGUAAUAGUAAUAAUACAAACGAAAACAAUAGUAAAACACAGUAUACACCAAGAAAUAUGUUGAGUCGAUUACGUGAACAAAAACAAAAUGUUUCCAAAGGGAAUGAAAUUAAUCAUUGGUAUACAGUGGUCAAUGCAAUUAUACGAUUCAUGCUAAGAAAUAAAAAUUACAUCAGACAGUCCUGCAUUGUGUUGUAA
Messenger RNA from Schistosoma margrebowiei, 510 nucleotides. The record is from the annotation of a GenBank genome assembly. Lineage: Eukaryota; Metazoa; Platyhelminthes; Trematoda; Strigeidida; Schistosomatidae.